GCCGCUCUCUCGCCGCUCUCGUCCCGCUCGCUCCGCUCCCGUCUCCGCGCCGCGAUGCCGUCCCCGGGCUGGCGCCCCACUCACGCGCGGGUGUUGGUGCUGCGGGCGCGGGGGCUGCGCCCGAAGGCGGCGGGGGGCAGCGAUGCCUACGCCGUGAUGUCGCUGGGGCGGCGCCGGUUCCGCACGGCGGUGUCGGAGCGGUGCGGGGGGGACCCAGUUUGGCGAGAGGAGGCCACCUUCGAGCUGCCGCCGGAGCCCGCCGCGCUGCGCGUCACCGUGAUGCACCGAGCGCUCGCCGGCACCGACAAGUUCCUGGGGAGAGCCGAGAUGGAGCUGCCGCCGCGGGACGGGAGCGGCGGGGGCUGCAGGUGGUACAAACUUCGCUCCAAACCAGGGAAGAAGGAAAAGGAGAGAGGGGAGGUCGAAGUGGAUAUCCAGUUCAUGAGGAGCAACCUGACAGCCAGUAUGUUUGACCUGUCUGCCAAGGACAAGUCCCGCUCUGCCUUUGGCAAGCUCAAAGACAAGCUCAAGGGGAAGAAGAGCAGUGGCCUCUCCGACACGGCCUCGGCGAUCGUUCCCAGCAUGGCUCACUCCCCCGCUGACAGCGAAGAUGAGGCGGUGGAGAAGGAAAAGAAGAAAUCCAAGUUUAAAGCCCUGUUUUCCAAGCCCGGCUUGCAGAAGACUUCCCUCUCCCAGUCCAUGUCAGUUCUGCCGACGCAGCAGCCUGUCACCGAGAGGGUUCGGCUUCACCCCAGCGACUUCCAGCCGCAGUGGGAUGACGAGGAUUCUGACGCCUCUCCGACCUCAGAAAAAACCUUUGGAAAUGCCCUGGAAGAGAAGUCCUCUCCUUCUGUAUUUAAAUCUCGUAAAACAGCCACUUUGGACUUCAGGCAACUAAACCCAGGAACCACUAGCCACAACAAGAAAGAAGGGCUCUCUUUAUUCAGCGGCCUUAAAUCCAAAAGCGAUCCCAUUUCCAAGUCCAGUCUGUGUAUCAAUGGCAGUCACGUUUAUAUGGAAGAGAGCACGGUGAAGGACAACACUCCAGCCUCUUCCCCUUCUCCUCACCGCUUCAAACGGAAGCAGCUCUUUGCUUCAGAGGAGAACCUGUCUUCCAGACCUACUAAAGGGCCUGAAGAGAUGGAAAGAAUAUCUCCUAGUCCUGCUUUCUCUGGGUCUACAUCCUUGGAGACUUUUAAAUCUAUGACUUUGCCCUCAUACAAACUGCUGAGCAGUGAAGAACACCCAGAACCCCGUGUUCCUCCGACUGUUGAGGUUGUUAGAGAGGCCAGAAAACCAGACCACAAGAAGUCUACCUUGCUCUCUCUGGUCACAGGGAAGAAGGAAGCAGUAAAGACCAUUGAUGCUGAGAGUAUUCCCGACAGGAAUUCCCUGCAGGAUAAGGAAAACAAAAUUCCAGAAGAGAAGAGCGAACAAGAGGCCAAACAGUUGGAGCUUCCAGCAGAUUUAAGCAGAGGGAGUCCUGCAGGAGACGGCCGCUGCACAGAAGAUGCCUUUGUGAAUAAGCAGCCCCUCAACCCUUUUGAGGAAGAACCAAAACCUGAAAGAGCUGCUGCACCAGCAAAGACCAAAGCCGUCAAGCCCAGACUGGGCGCGUCUUCAGAGGAGGAAACCAAAGCCGUGCUUCCUACUCUUGCACCUGAUUCCCUUCCUGCUUUUCUUUCCGUACACCGUAUCAGGAGUGACAAUAAUCCUUUUAUUUCUAAACCAGGACAAAAAGUCCAAAUGCCAGACUCUGAAAUCAUUGCUACUACUCCUGCGUCCCUUGCUUCUCCUCCUCCUUCUGCUGCAGAGCUUUUGAACGGCAAGAACCCCUUUAUUCCUGAGCAGGACAGGGCAUCCGCAGCCCUGGAUCCCAAAGGCACUGCCCGUUUCCCUUCGUCCCAUCACCUUGUUCCCAAAGCUUCUCUUCCUGGGCAGGGGUCUGGUCGUGCCAAUAAUCCUUUUGCUUCUGACUGGGGGCAGAGCUCACGGGGCCAGGGUCCUGACCGCUCCGACACAUGGGCUUCCCGGGGUCUCUCUCACCCACCUGCACCUUCUCUCCCCUCUGACUGUCACUUUAAUGGUAAUAAUCCCUUUGCAUCCACGCUUGGACGGGAAGUGGAUGCACCAGGCUUCAAACCUGCUGCUGGUUCUUCCCCUCUCUGCCUUCCCUCCGAUGCAGACGGUUCCGCAGCGGAGCACCCUGCGGAGCUGGAGCGCUCUGGAGGCGAUGCUGCAGGGGGCUCUUCCUCUGCGGCUGUAACUAAUAAUGCCAAAGCUGUGUCCAGCCCUCCCAGCACCCUCGCUGACACCCUUGGUCUGGCUCCAAAGAAGCAGCACGAUUCUCUCCAGCUCCAGGCUAAGACGUCUUUGCAAAGCAGCAAGCUAGGCAAGGGGAAAGCUGUGUCCUUUCUCCUUGGUGGAUUGGAGGAUGAGGGUCUGGGUGGGCAGGAAGGUGAAGAGCAGGGCUCUGGUUGCAGGGAGAUGUUACUUACGGGUUCUGAUGCAGCAGGACAGAGAGUGAAGUUUACUGGCAAGCUGGAAGCAGAGUGCUGCCCAUUGCCAGAGCUCUCUGGUGACAGCAUAGGUCCCAUCCGAACCAGCGAGGCCACUGCUUGGCGUGGUGUGGAUGCGGGCAGGGUGAAUACCGAGCCCCACACAAAGGAUGACAAGGGCUUUGCAUCCCUCUCAAAGCACGGUGAUAACCCCUUGCCAGAGACCAGUGUGGAACAGCUGUCUGCCCCUGACAGGGAGCUGAAAGAGGAGCAGGAGAUCUUGGGUAGGAAGAGGUGGGAAGGAUGUAUGCCCACGUUAGAGCCCCAGGCAGCUCCCGUUGAUAGGAAUGACUCCUCUUCCCAAGCAGGCUCUGCCAAACCAGCCUUGGGACCUGGCACGCUGUCCCACAACCAAGCUGGCAGUGAGGUGUUGGUUACUCCAAAGCCAGCACCUCGGCUGAAGAAGCGCCCACCAGUUCCUCGGGCUGAGGGGUUAAGUGGUGAUGUGCUUUCUUCAGGCAAUAGUCUAAAAGCUAUGCCUGGGCUUUCAUCUGAUGCUGACAAAGCCUCAGAUGCUCGUGAGUGCCUCCCCCAGAGCAGCUCAUUAGAGACUGCUGCUCCACCAGCAACAGUCGGAGAUAGCGGCCGUGACAGGCGUCUGAAAAAUGAAGGCGAUGAUGAUUUAUUUGACUGCCUUACCAGUCUGAAGUCUGCCAUUCCCAUUAGUGGAGAUCGUGGUUUGAAACUGGCCAGUCUUCCAGUUAUUCCAGAGGGAGGCUCUGAUGACGAGCUGCUGGGUGACUCCCAGGAGAACUGUGCUGUCGCUGCGGGUGAUGAUAACGUUUCAGAGGCUGGGAAGCAGUCCCUAAGUUUAAUGCCUUUGCGUGAGGAACCGAGAGAGCACUCGGAUAGCUCUGCUGCAGCCCAGGUCACCGUGGGCACUCACCAUGUCAGCAGCCAGGUAGCUGACUUGGGCUUAGGUGUGACGUGUCAUUCUGGGGAGCAGAACAGUCAUUUUGAGAAAGAAGAACUGAAAAUAAGCGCAGGUGAUGAGGAGCGUGCAGACCGUGACUUCUUUGAGCCUUCUGUUUCCUCUUCCUCCCUCUCAAGUCCUUCCCAGCCCUACUCUUCUGCUCAUUCCCUCCUCUCUGACACCCCAAGUCAUAGAGCAGAGUCUCCGAAAAAAACAACAGCCGAGGGCUUCGCAGAUAAAGCAGGAAAUUCUGGCAAGAAGAAGCUGCUUCGGGCCUGGGUUUCACCCUCUGAAACGCACCCUAGCCAGGCUGAGCGGGGCGGUGAAGCCCUGUCUGCUAAGCACAGACUCCAUCCGGUGAAGCCAAUGAAUGCCACAGCAACCAAGCCUCCAAGUAUGAACCUGAAUGUCCUCAGCACAAUGAACGAGAAGCUGCUCGAGAUGAAUGCAAAGAAAUACGAUCCCACAGACCCUGCCUACGCGUACGCUCAGCUGACACGGGAUGAGCUGAUCCAGCUGGUCUUGAAACAGAAGGAUACGAUUACCAAGAAGGAUCUCCAGGUGCGUGAGCUGGAAGACUACAUCGAUAACUUGCUUGUCAGAGUCAUGGAAGAAACUCCAAACAUUCUUCGCGUUUCAAUGUCUGGAAACAAAAAAGCUGGGGAGAUGUGAAAGCUCUGGGGACGCUGGGGAACAAAGGGCUGAAUUCCUGCCAGUGGAGUCUGAUUAAUAAGGAGACGACGUGGAGUAGGUGGUACCGGUUGUGCUGCCCACAGAAAAUGACCUCUUUCCCCUUUCUGCCUUGAGCAAUCCCAGUGUGGUUAGUACUUACGUCAGGUCCUGUGUUUAGGGUCCAGGAUUGGAAUCAUAUUUAUUUUUUGGUUUCUUUCCAUUAUUUGGGAAGAUUUGUGCAGUUUUAUGAUACAAAGCCUGAUUGCAAUAAGAAGGACAAAGGGUUUUUGAGGUGCUUUGCUUGCCAGCAAGGCACUGAUAAUCCUUUAUAAAGAAUUCUUGUUCACAGUUUUGUUUUGUAGCAGCUUUGAUAGAUCACUUAUUCUACUUUCCGUUCCUGAAGUUGUAGUGCAAUAGCAAAUCUUGUCCAGUAGAGCUUGGGGAUUUGAUUGUUUUUAUAAACCGAGUUGUUAAUAACUACACUGGAGGAGUUUGAGAUGUGCGUGUCGGGCCAGGGCUAUGUUUGAAAAGUAAUUGAUGCCCUGAAGGCUGAAUGCAAGGUAAACCUUAGACUGGAAAUGAAGAAGCAAAAGUUCUCGUGGAAUACCUGUUGCUUCCAAGCAGCUCUCAAGGGAAAGGUUGACAGGGUUUUGAUGUAGGAGAUCUUGAGAUCUCAUGGUACGCUUGUCUACUGCCGGAAUGGUACUAAGGAAUUUGUGUUUUAAUUCAGAAGCUGUUCUCUUGUAGCCUUCACAUUCCUGGUUCGGAAGUUGUUUAAAGGGAGGUAAAGGUCCGCUUGGUUUCUGUUCUGUUGCCCUAAGUAGGUAUGGAUUCCCCAGGAUCCACUCCUGGCCCCUCUCUUGCUUUGUGGGUACUCCUGGACAAUUUUCCUUCUACACUAUAUUAAAUGUAAAUCCCUUGGAAUUUGGAGCUGCAGCUUGCCUUGGAGCAGCCUUGCAAGGUGAUUGGUCUUCCAAUGCUUUCCUUCGGGCAUUCGUUGUGUAGCCAAGGGAGGAACCAAAUCGCCCUCCCCUGGGGAUUUCAGCAAGUGCUCCAGUCUGAUUCAGUGUUCUUUGUGCCUGAUGCUCGGAAUGGAAUGAAGAUGUUUCAGUUUUGCUGGACGAUCAGUACCUCCCGGUCUGCUCCCUGACCGUGUGGCUGUUGGGCAGCUCAACAGAGCUCGGUCUGUUCCCCUCCCCAUCCCAUCGGGCAGCACACAACAGGCUGCUUCCACCGAGAAACUAAACGUGGCGCUUUUUUCUGGCAAACUCUUAUCAAAGAUCACAAAAAUCAGCUGCCUCUUUGCAGCUCAGAAGAAAGCUGAAAUGCCAAAAGAUUCGGGACCAAAGCAAACGUUCCUGCCUUCCCAGUUGAGUCCAUUGGGUCACUCCUGGCUCAGCUUGGAAGGGGGGAGCUUUGAACUCAGAUUUUCUACAGUAAAGCACUUUAUAAAGGGCCUAAACCAGCUGGAUCGACCGUCACCCUGUGAGCAGACUGUUUGCUAUUUCCUAAACCACUGAAAACUGCUGGACACUUCUCAAACACGGUACUUUUGUAGUGAAGUUUAAUAUAUUGCCUAGAGAUGUACACAUUCGUUGGAGAAUCCAAAACCUGCUGUUAAUGACAUUUUUAUUGCUGUGCACUGGCUUCACCACCAAAGUCUGGAGCUUUCCCAGCAGACCUGUCCUUCCCGGGGAGCUCGAGCGGACACAAACCUUAAGCGUUCUGUGAGACUUCAGGUACUUCUUUCUGAAUUGAUUUUUACUUGAGCAGAUCUCUUGGGUGAAGAGGUUAUUUGUUCCUUUUCUGCUGUGCCUUCUGUGAAUGAAGGGUCCGAAACACAGAAGGUCUUAGUGGCACCUUCAGCUCUUGGCGGGUUUGAAUUCUGAGAAGUGCUGGUUGGCCUUACCGGAAUCUGCUGCUGCUCCUCGUGCCUUGAAAUAGUGAGGAAGAUGAAGGAUGAAUUUGUUUCCUCCUGUGCCUCAGUGCGUCUCUGGAAAGGAACGCUUGCCUAUACCUCACUAACAGACUUCUCUUCUAGACUUUAUUCCACAGCUUUCUGAUGUUCUGCGUCAGAGAGUCAGAAAAAACGGUUGUGCCUUGGAAUGAUGGCUUAACAGUAACUGGACACGUGGGUAGCAAGGCUGGACUCUUGCUUUUUGCUCAUUUUAAAGUAAUAUGUAAAGUAAAGAAGUCCCUGGCUCCCAAAGGCCCUGCAGUGCUGCGUGCGAUGCUUUGGGAGUGUGGAUUUUAUGACAUUCGGAUAAUGUGCAUUCCUGUCAGCACAGGAAAAAAAGUGGCAAUGUACGUUCUUAGUAGUCUCCUUGGUGAUGGAGCCUUAAAACUUGUCCUCUCCUCUCCUGGCAGCCUCUUUGGCCAUUUCCAGCCGUGUGUGGUGAGGAGGACCCCGGGCUGGGCCUGGCUGUUCCCACCGGGGUGGUUCUCUGAGGCGCUGAGCCUCCCGCGGGUGCUGCUGCAGGGCUGUGGUUCUUCCACAUCCCUGGCUGUGAAAGCAUCACCCAAUCCCUGUACCUCAGUCUUUUACUGACAAUACUCGUUAAGGCCUUUCUUUGGCAUUUUAUGCCCUGCAAGGUGCUUCACCUUGACUUUAAAGCCCUUAGGAAUCAAAUGUCUGGUUUUACUGUUGAAGGAUCUGUAUUUCUCCCUGUCUACUUUUAGCCUGGUGAACUGUUUUGUUUUUAAAUGCCUUUUGGAUUCAUGGAACACUAAAAUAAAUUUCUC
Messenger RNA from Cuculus canorus (common cuckoo), 6885 nucleotides. It is a transcript of the gene RAB11FIP1, whose product is annotated as RAB11 family interacting protein 1. The transcript is spliced from 6 exons. The record is from RefSeq and is a predicted model, not a curated record. Gene Ontology annotation, biological process: regulated exocytosis. Bases 55 to 4143 code for a protein of 1362 amino acids. Lineage: Eukaryota; Metazoa; Chordata; Aves; Cuculiformes; Cuculidae. Gene Ontology annotation, cellular component: intracellular membrane-bounded organelle. Gene Ontology annotation, molecular function: small GTPase binding.